This is a messenger RNA of Verticillium nonalfalfae, 513 nucleotides long. RefSeq lists its product as uncharacterized. Bases 1 to 513 code for a protein of 170 amino acids. The record is from RefSeq and is a predicted model, not a curated record. Lineage: Eukaryota; Fungi; Ascomycota; Sordariomycetes; Glomerellales; Plectosphaerellaceae. Gene Ontology annotation, cellular component: membrane. Gene Ontology annotation, biological process: copper ion transmembrane transport. Gene Ontology annotation, molecular function: copper ion transmembrane transporter activity. The transcript is spliced from 4 exons.
AUGGACCACUCCCACAUGGAUCACGGCGACUCUGGCCAUGGCGGCAUGGACCACGGGCACGGCGGAAUGGACCACGGCGACAUGGGCGGCGCCCAGCACCAGCUAACCCGUGCCGCUCUUCAGAUGCUCUUCACCUGGGACACCAACAACCUCUGCAUCGUCUUCCGUCAAUGGCGCAUCGACUCGACCUUCUCCCUCGUCCUGUCACUCCUCCUUGUCGUCGCUCUGACCGCCGGCUACGAGGCCCUCCGCGCCGCCUCCCGCCGCUACGAGACGGCCGUCAACAAGCGUGUCGCGAACCUCCCCAGAUCGCAGCAGGUUGAGGCGAGCAAGACCGCGCACGUCGUCAAGGCCGUGCUCUACGCGCUGCAGAACUUUUACGCCUUUAUGAUCAUGUUGAUCUUCAUGACGUACAACGGCUGGGUCAUGGUUGCUGUGGCGCUUGGCGCGUUCGUGGGCUACCUUCUCUUCGGCAACUCGACGUCCUCUACCAAGGACAACGCCUGCCAUUAA